Sitophilus oryzae (rice weevil) is the source of this 2368-nucleotide messenger RNA. RefSeq names its product polycomb protein Scm (gene Scm). The record is from RefSeq and is a predicted model, not a curated record. Lineage: Eukaryota; Metazoa; Arthropoda; Insecta; Coleoptera; Curculionidae. Gene Ontology annotation, biological process: regulation of DNA-templated transcription. The transcript has 5 exons. The coding region runs from base 212 to 2026 and encodes 604 amino acids. Gene Ontology annotation, molecular function: zinc ion binding; protein binding. Gene Ontology annotation, cellular component: nucleus.
CAUUUGACAUUUGUUUUUAAAAUGGAAACUAUUGUUGAUAUCGUUGAUAUUCAUUUUUCAUAUUUUUGUGAUAUGUGAUUAAAGUAUAGUUUGAAAAGUGAAAUAAUUAAACUACUACAAUUUAAAUUACAGCACAUCUAAGUUAUGAUAAAAAAUGUAAAGCGGGGCCAUUUGAUACUGAAUAAUUGUUGUAAACAUAACAUCUUCCGCUAUGUCCAACUCGGCAAAUGGUAAACUGAGGGGUCCUGGCCGGCCUCCGAAAAAAGGACUGUCAUGCACUUGGUGUAAUGAAACGAAACUCCCACUGAAAUAUGUUUUUCCUAUUACAAAUGGAAAGAAAGAAUUCUGCUCUGAAACAUGCUUGUCAGAGUUUCGAAAAGCAUACAUGAAAGGUGGUGCUUGUUUGCAAUGUGACAAUGUAAUUAGAAUCACCAGUAACCCUUCGAAAGACUAUUGUUCCACAUUUUGUAUGAACAAACAUCAGAAGAAGGAAAUGCGCGUAGCAGCAGUUGCUCCAACUACCCCGUUGGAAGCUUCACCAGGGCCGUUUCAAUAUGAAACAUAUCAACAGUUUGACUGGGAGGAGUACUUGCAUGAAAACAAUAGUGAAGCGGCCCCUCAAAAUUGUUUUAGACAAUCAGUAAGUCCUCCUCAAAAUGAUUUUAAAGUGGGAAUGAAAUUGGAGGCCUUAGAUCCAAGAAAUGUAACGUCUACUUGUAUUGCUACUGUUAUUUGUAUAUUAGGACCUAGAUUAAGACUACGUUUAGAUGGCAGUGAUAAUAAGAAUGAUUUCUGGCGUCUCGUUGAUUCAAGUGAAAUUCACCAAAUUGGUCAUUGUGAGAAGUCAGGUGGUAUGUUACAGCCUCCUCUUGGGUUUCGCAUGAAUGCUAGUUCUUGGCCAAUGUUUUUGCUAAAAACACUAAAUGGUGCCGAAAUGGCUCCAUCUAAAGUUUUUCAAAAAGAACCUCCCAGUCCCAGGACCAAUUUGUUCCAAGUUGGCCAAAAACUAGAAGCGGUGGACAAAAAGAAUCCUCAACUGAUAUGCUGUGCUACAGUUGGGGCAAUAAAAAAUGACCAGAUUCACGUUACAUUUGAUGGAUGGAGAGGAGCUUUUGAUUACUGGUGCAAAUAUGAUAGUCGUGAUAUCUUUCCUGUAGGGUGGUGUGCAAAAUCAGGGCAUCCCUUACAGCCUCCAGGUCAGAAAAAUAAUAAUGGAGCUAAUAGGUUUAGAUUUAGGCCAUCCUUCGUGGCAUUCCCACCCACACCCCCAGUCAGUUCUUCGGUGCCCGAUGUAGUCCAAGCCCCGGAAGCGGACACCUCCGCCCCAUCGGCCCCUUCUACACCGAUCUACUUUAGAAAGAAAUGCAGUGGCGGUCCCUUAAUCGAUACCGCUCAAUUGGCCACCACGAUCGAAGACUCUUCUCCGAUUGGUUUGGCGAAAAAGCUGGUCGGUCAGCUGCUGGACUCCUCAAAUAAAUCGGAGAAGAUUCUGGCCCGGUUGAGCGCCCUGAACGGCGAGGAGGUCGUUCUGAGCCACGAGGGUACCACGUACACCAUCAAGUUGCCGCAAUUGAACGCGGUGUCGGACUUCGAGAACGUGUUUCAGGCUGUGAGUCAAGCUUUAGGGUGUUGUCAACAUCUGUUUGGGUUGGAGGAACCAGCGAAAGAAUGCGGUCUCUGCGAUAUCCAGCCCCCUACGCCGGCUAAACGCAAAGUGCCGGAACAGGAAGCGGCCACGUCCACGACCGUUACGGAAACGUCGAGUGUUUCUGGAUCGCCCGUGACUAGUCUCAACAAGAUCCCGACACAGGAAUGGGGCAUCGAGGACGUGAUCCAGUUCAUCGAAUCCACCGAUUCGUAUUUGGGUUCCUAUGCCGAUUUGUUUAGGAAACAUGAGAUUGACGGUAAGGCUUUCCUGUUGCUCAACUCGGAUAUGAUGAUGAAAUACAUGGGCCUAAAGCUAGGACCAGCCCUGAAAAUAUGCAAUUUGGUGUCGAGACUGAAAGGUCGUCGAUAUGCAUUGUAAUAUAAAUAGGUUAAGUGAAAAUUGUAUUGAUAACAUAUAAAAGCCAAUUAUUUCCGUACUUAAAUGUUUCUUGUAUCGCUAUUUUUAAGUUUGCAUGUACAGGGUGUUCGAUUCAUUCAUUUCAGGUUGACAUUUUAUUGUCAUGGAGUGAUUUCAGUUUAUUCAUACAAGGGCAGAUAAGUAAUCGAAAUAUAUUGGUAAUUACAGAGAAAGAGAAUAAAAAUAUUACUAUAUAAGUAAAUUAGUUAUGUGAAAAAUCACAAUUAUUGACCAGAUUAUUAUUACUCUUUGUUUUAAAGAUGUAAAGCUAUUUGAUUUAAAUAAAGACACAUUUCAAAAUAU